Messenger RNA from Theobroma umbraticum, 1521 nucleotides. Lineage: Eukaryota; Viridiplantae; Streptophyta; Magnoliopsida; Malvales; Malvaceae. The record is from RefSeq and is a predicted model, not a curated record.
UAAAAAAAUUAAUUGCUAUCAACUGUUUAGUUUCGGACCAAGAAAGAGAGCGCAACCGCAACAGCUAAGAAAGGAGAGAGAGAGAAAGAGAGAGAGAGUUUGUGGAAUUUUCUUCUUCUUUUCCUUUUGAUUUUUCUCUCAGAUUGUUCAUGUUAUGCAAUUAAAGGACUGCCGUUUGAUUGAUUGAUCUUCGUUUUUCUUGUAGCUUAGAGCAUGUUGACAGAUAGGUACAUUUCAUAAUCAUAUGUAGAAAAACUGACUUCUAUUUGAGACUCAAGAGAAAGCAUUGGCUCAGACAUCACAAACAUGUGACUGUAGACUGACAUAUUUGUGAAUAACCAUUAACAGGAUUUGAAAGUUUCAAGAGAAGAAGUUGUUUGCAUUCCACCUGCUAGUGGAAUAUCUGCAUUUUGCAGCAAUGAGUUUUGUUUUCCGAGGGACUAGAGGAGAUAUAGAAAGCGGGUUUUCGGGAUUUAUUCCUGAACGUCCUGCUGUGCGUAUACAUGCAGCCCGACCGGUUAAUUCCAAUUCACUGGCCUUUCUCGUUACAGUUCUGUUGCUGUUUAUGAUUUUAAACUCUCACCAAAUGUCACCAAACUUUCUGCUUUGGGUAGUAGUGGGUGUCUUUUUAAUGGCUACGAGCCUGAGGAUGUAUGCAACUUGUCAGCAACUUCAAGCUCGGGCCCGAGCUCAUGCUGCAGCAGCUAGUGGUUUGCUAGGCCAUACCGAGUUGCGUUUGCACAUGCCACCAUCAAUUGCUUUUGCUACAAGAGGACGCUUACAAGGACUAAGACUCCAACUUGCACUUCUUGACCGUGAAUUUGAUGACCUGGAUUAUGAAACCCUGAGAGCAUUAGAUUCUGAUAAUACUUCCACAACUCCUUCAAUGAGUGAGGAAGAGAUAAAUGCCUUACCUGUGCACAAGUACAAGGUCCCCGGCCCAGAGAGUGCUGGAUCAUCACUGCAGCAGGCAUCAUCUUCAUCAGCCUCUAUCGAGCCAAAGCAAGAUUCUAGGAAAGCUGAUGGGAGUAUGAAGGCUUCAGAAGAUGAACUAACUUGUACUAUUUGCUUGGAUCAAGUUAACAGGGGGGAGCUUGUUCGUAGCUUGCCAUGUCUGCAUCAGUUCCAUGCCAGCUGUAUUGAUCCGUGGCUGCGGCAACAAGGCACAUGUCCUGUAUGUAAGUUUAAAAUGGGGUCAGUAUGGCAGGAAAACAGGGGGAGUGAGUCAGAUGAUUCAGACAUGGUGUAACUUGACCCCCCUAGUAACACAAUCUGUAUAUGCAGUAAAGUAUAUCUAUUAUGUUUGCAGUUACAUGAAAAGUAAUGUUUUUUGGAUUGUGUUUGUAAAUAUCCUCGUCAGUAUGUUAUCUAUCAUGGACUUCAUGAAAGAAAAUGAGGGUAUAGGUUCAUCAUGCUUAGCCUUGUACCUUUAACUGUAAAAAAUUCCAUAUGAUCUCAUCUAAUAUACUCUGUGUGAGGUCAUUGGUUCCUUUUGGAUAGAUUUGUAGCUUUAUUUUUUUU